AUGUCUUCUGCUUAUGGGAAAAUCCCAAAGCCCUCUUCGGCUGUCAACAUUGACUCUAUCUUACCUAUCAAAAAGACCCUUCGUGACAAUACUGUAGCCACCCUACAGCGUAUAGACUCUAGCAAUAUUCCCUUGGUCCAAUAUCUUCAUGAAUUAUUUAAUGGCGAGAUUGAAUCCGGAUCAACAUAUCCUCAAGAAGAAACCUUGUCGUUUACUCAAUUUAAAGACUAUUUCUUAUCAUACGAUGCCUUUGUUCUUACAAAAGAAUUAAUCGAAAAUGACAAGGUCUACAAUUACGCAGAUCAAGUAAUUGGAAUGUACUAUGUCAAACCAAAUUAUCCUGGCCGUGCAUCUCAUAUAUGUAACGGUGGAUUCUUUACUUCUCCUAUUCACCGAGGCCUUGGAGCUGGCGUGGCUUUGGGAGAGACUUACUUGAUCAUUGCCCCAGCCCUUGGUUACAAAGCGUCCAUGUUCAACCUCGUUUUUGUCAACAAUGAGGCUUCAAUUCGUAUCUGGCGCCGACUCGGGUUCCAAGAAGUUGGAAGAGUACCCAAGGCUGCAAGACUCAACAAUUGCCCUGGAGAAUUGGUAGAUGCACUGAUGUUCUACUAUGACUUUACAGCGGAGAAAAAGAGCAGCAAGUAGACUACAUGUCAAAAAUGACAGUAUUGUUAACUAUAUAUGUAUCAAUAAAACCAAAUAAUAGUAGUAAUAAUAACAGUAUAUAAAGGUGUCGUUAAUCUGUUUCUGAGGAUCAAAUUAGCUAUCAAAUGAAAUGAAACGGAUGAUAGCAGUAAAAUGAUUAGAAUAUUACC
Molecule: messenger RNA, 815 nt
Organism: Phycomyces blakesleeanus NRRL 1555(-)
Lineage: Eukaryota; Fungi; Mucoromycota; Mucoromycetes; Mucorales; Phycomycetaceae
Exons: 5
Coding region: 1-645 (214 amino acids)
Molecular function (GO): acyltransferase activity, transferring groups other than amino-acyl groups
Source: RefSeq, a predicted model, not a curated record